AGCCUGUGUAUAGGGACACUGAGGCAGCGUUGUCUCUGGAUAGAGGAAAUGACAUAAUGACCCUCUGAAGUCCCUGCCCAGGUUCCAGUGCUCUUCGAGCAGCGUCUUAUGCCCCGGGGUGUGGUCUCAAACUCCGUUUACCAGCGCUGGAAUGAAUCUCUCAGCCCAACUUAAACAUCCUCCAGAUUCACAACUCUCGUGCGCUCUCUGAUUAGCUCCAUAAGAUGAGACUGAUGCUCUACUACUAACCGCGCAAGGGCAUAAAGAGGAUUUAGUGGAGACAGGGACAUCAAGAGUGUAUGAUAAGGAUGGGAAUUCUUCAAGUGCUGAAAACUCAGUUGCUGUGCCAUCUCAUUAUCUGUUAUGUGUUCCUGGUCAGUGGGCUCAUUAUCAACCUGCUUCAGCUUUGUACUCUACCACUGUGGCCCAUUAACAAGCAGCUUGCACGCAAGAUCAACUGCAGAUUGGGUUAUUCCAUUUCUAGUCAAUUGGUGGCAUUAUUGGAGUGGUGGUCCGGGACAGAAUGCACACUUUUCACAGCUCCAGAAAGCUAUAAACUUUAUGGCAAAGAGAAUGCCAUUGUUGUCCUAAAUCAUAACUUUGAGAUUGAUUUUAUGACCGGCUGGACCUUCUGUGAGAGAUUUGGCGUUUUAGGAAGCUCAAAGGUGUUGGCAAAAAAGGAACUUUCCUAUGUCCCUGUGAUUGGCUGGAUGUGGUACUUCCUAGAGAUCGUCUUCUGCAAAAGGAAAUGGGAAGAGGAUCGCAAGACUGUAGUGCAAAGCCUGCGCAACCUUCGGGAUUACCCAGAAAACUUUUGGUUCCUGUUGCACUGUGAGGGCACACGAUUCACAGAAAAGAAGCACAAGAUUAGUAUGGAGGUGGCAGAGAAGAAAGGUCUGCCCAAACUCAAGUACCACCUUCUACCUCGGACCAAGGGCUUUUGUGUCACGGUCCAGAACCUCAGGGGAACGGCUACUGCUGUGUACGAUUCUACACUUAAUUUCAGGAACAACGAAAUUCCAACUUUACUAGGGGUGCUCAACGGGAAAAAGUACCAUGCUGAUUUAUACGUGAGGCGAAUUCCUCUGGACAAAAUCCCAGAGGAUGAGUCUGAAUGUGCGGCCUGGCUUUACAAGCUCUAUCAGGAAAAAGAUGAAUUCCAAGAGCAUUACAGACAGACAGGGCGUUUUCCGGGUCCUGUUACAAGCCCUCCACUUCGACCUUGGGCUCUGCUGAACUGGCUCUUCUGGGUUUGUUUGCUGGUCUACCCUCUCUGCAUGUUACUGCUGCAGUUGCUGCUAUCAGGAUCCACCUUUACUGUCAUCUGUACAUCGGCCUUCUGUCUAGCAGUGUCAGUUGGUAUCCGCUGGAUGAUCGGACAGACUGAGAUUGACAAGAGUUCCAACUACGGAAAUAAAGAGAUGCAAAUGAACAACAACUGAAAGACUGUCACCCACCAGGGCAACGAGAUCAUGCUUUUGUACAGUUAUGAGGGCAUUUUCACGACAGGAACUGGCAUUAGCCAAGUGAAACCACCUUCAUGAAUGACGUUCGAGGAAUUUACAACAUGAAGUUUUCAGAAAGAGUCUUUUGAAUAAUUUAAAAGGCUUCUCUGUUUUGAUUUACUUCAUGUUAAGGCAUUUGUUUUUUAGAAAGUAGGCCAUUUAAAAAAAACGGUCUGUUUAUUAAUAUUCUUUUUUUAAAUAUUGCAAACACUGUUGGAGGAGCAGAGAACCAGCAGUUGAUGCUUGUGUAAGAGCAUGUUUGUCCACCCGUUUGAGUGCAGCAGCAGAAAGGCGGAGUCAGACUGGCCUCUUCCCUCUCAUUGGUUGAUUAUGCUCUUAUACACCCAAAUGGUAAAGGCACGCCAUUGGCCAGCACAAGGCAGAGCCGACGCAGCACAACUACUUGUAGGCUUAAAUAUGACUUUUUAACAGUGGGCUCUGCAGCAAGGCAAACAAAACUACCAUUUUAACAAAAACAAAAAAAGAAAAUUAAAACCUUCUCUACUGUGACUUUCAGCCCCAAAACUCAUUGAAAUUGUACAUAGUCAGUCAAUGCCAAUCUCCCUCCAUCUCCCAUUCUCUGAUGCUUUGUGCGGAGAACGUCCCUUGAAUUAAAGUCUCCUAACAUGUA
Messenger RNA from Carassius auratus (goldfish), 2136 nucleotides. RefSeq names its product 1-acylglycerol-3-phosphate O-acyltransferase 4 (lysophosphatidic acid acyltransferase, delta) (gene agpat4). The record is from RefSeq and is a predicted model, not a curated record. The transcript is spliced from 9 exons. Gene Ontology annotation, molecular function: 1-acylglycerol-3-phosphate O-acyltransferase activity. Bases 300 to 1442 code for a protein of 380 amino acids. Gene Ontology annotation, cellular component: endomembrane system; mitochondrial outer membrane. NCBI's taxonomy places the organism in Eukaryota, Metazoa, Chordata, Actinopteri, Cypriniformes, Cyprinidae.